Molecule: messenger RNA, 1745 nt
Organism: Corylus avellana
Lineage: Eukaryota; Viridiplantae; Streptophyta; Magnoliopsida; Fagales; Betulaceae
Gene: TRM11
Product: tRNA modification 11 protein
Biological process (GO): methylation
Cellular component (GO): cytoplasm
Molecular function (GO): nucleic acid binding; tRNA (guanine(10)-N2)-methyltransferase activity
Source: RefSeq, a predicted model, not a curated record
AGGGUUUUGGGUUUUCGGGUUUCGCCUUAGUACGAAACAUUCAGCAAAGAAAAGGACGACGGAGAAGAAGCAACAGAAUGUGGUAUCUGUGCGCGUUCUACCACAGGCUGCUAGAUUACCGGAAAACGGAGGUGGAGUCUCUGGCGGAGCUCUUCGGAGCACGCGGAGACGACAGGUCGUUGGAGUGGAGGCUUCCCGAGCAGCACCACCCGGACACGCCUUUUCAUUUCGUCAAUCUCCCUUCCGAGGCGGCCGCUCGCGACAUCGCCAAUCGAAGUAUACUUGUGAAGGGAAUCUAUGAGCUUUGGGGAGAAGGGGGAAGCUAUGAGGAGCUGGAGGAGUCUAUUAGAAGCUAUCCGGAUGAGAGGAAGCAGCCAUACUUGGAAUCUGGAAGCACCUUCAAAAUUACUGUUGAUUGCUUCGGGAAGGUCAUUAGCUUCCAAGAGCAAAAUGACCGGAUUAAGGGGCUUGCUUACAUUCCUUUCAAGGGUCGAGCUAAUUUGAAAAAUCCAGACCAUAAGUUUUGGCUCAUGGAAAUUGAUGACUAUGGAGUCAAUAAUGGGCUUCCGCCAGUUUCCCAAAGGAGAAUCUUUUUUGGUCGGGAGGUUGGUGGUGCUGAUAGGAAGCUUUUGCCAACAUAUCAGUUAAAAAGCCGCACUUAUCUUGGCCCGACAGCCAUGGAUGCAGAAAUGGCUUUCUUAAUGGCCAACCAAGCGUUAGCCACACGAGGAAAACUUGUCUAUGACCCCUUUGUUGGCACCGGUAGCAUUCUUAUUGCUGCAGCUCACUUUGGAGCAAUGACAAUGGGUGCAGACAUUGACAUUAGGGUAGUACGUGAUGGGCGAGGCCCUGAUUGUAAUGUUUGGAGCAAUUUUAAGCAGUAUGGGUUACCAAUGCCAGUUGCUCUGUUGAGGGCAGAUAAUAACCUUCCUCCAUGGCGUCCUGGAUUGAAAGAGGUAUUCGAUGCAAUAAUCUGUGACCCCCCUUACGGAGUUCGUGCUGGGGGACGUAAAUCUGGUGGCCGGAAGUUGCUGAAGGGGACUGUGGACCCUUAUACAGUUCCCGACGACAAGAGGACAGACCAUAUACCAUCCACUGCAUCUUACUGCUUAGCUGAGUGCGUCCAUGAUUUGCUCGACCUUGCUGCUAAGAUGCUUCGAAUGGGUGGCAGGCUUGUUUUCUUUUACCCUGUAUUAAGAGAUGAUGAUCAUGUAGAAAACCAUUUCCCAGAGCAUCCAUGUUUCAAACUCAUUGCUACUUCUGAGCAGAUACUAAGCUCACGAUACAGCCGCGUAUUACUUACCAUGGUGAAGAUAAGUAGCUACACAGAGGAAAUUGCAGAGACAGCUCGGUUACAACAUAUAGAGUUCAGGGAGAACCAUCUCAAGUGGUUAGAAGAUGGUAAUCUUCAUUCUGCACUUUUCAGUCCCGCCGCCGAUCCUCAGUUAACUGCCGGCAAUGAUUCUAAAUCAAGUUUAGAAGCAAAGCCAAAAUAUAGGGGAAAAUACGUUUAGGCUUGAAAUGUGGCUGCUUUUAUAGGCUGUUUAGUUUGGGCAAUUAUGCCUCUAGGGUUACAUUUUUGUGGUUAUCCAUGUAUCCCUCAUAGAGCGGAGAGAGAGAGAGAGAGAGAGAGAGAGAGAGCUGUUCAAGGAUCAGUUGGAGCUAGUAUUGAAGGCCUUGUUGUUUUUCCUCCUUUUAUGUUUAUUUACUUUUUACCAUGAUAAUUAGAUCCAAUAUGACGCACU